UCUGUGAACAAAAACAAAACAUAAACAACAUCUUUAAAAGUUCAGUGUUAAGAUGACAUAAAGGUAAAUACAUUUAGACCAUAAAGAUGUACUCAUUUCCACAUGCCCUGUGUGUAGAUGGCUUUAAAGGGUGCUAUUGGUUUCUCUAUGCUUCUGCUGCAACCUCCACAUUAUGAUUUUAUUAAGAAAAGUAACUGCUGCUUCUACAAAAACUAAAUUUAUAAUCCAUAACAUUUUGGCAUCACCACUCGACACUUUUUAAUGUAGCUGAUGCAGUAUCAGCUACAGUAUCAGUAUGAUGCAGUUUUACUUUCUCUCAGAAGCAGCCUGGGUGCCGUCCUUUCAGAAAAGCUGGGUUGGCCACUUCAUGAAGGAGAUAUUUUCCAUUCACAGGCUAACAUUGAGAAGAUGUCACGUGGUGAACAGCUCACAGAUGAGGACAGAAUGCCUUGGCUGCUUCAGCUGCAUGAAGUCAUUCAGAGAGAAAGAAGCUCAGGCUCCAGUGCUUUUGUGACAUGCUCUGCCCUGAAGAGUCUCUACAGACAGAUCCUGCUGCAUGGCUCCAGAGCUCUCCACCAGCAUUUCCUGCCUCCUGUCCCCACUGAUGUCUUUUUUAUCUUCCUUCACGGUGACUACAGUCUGAUCCAGCAGAGGAUGGUGUCCCGGAGGGGUCAUUACAUGAAAGCAGACCUUCUGCAUUCCCAGUUUAAUGUCUUAGAGUCUCCACUGGAUGAAGAGAAUGUGCUCUCACAUGAUAUCACUAGGGACAUUAAUGAUAUAGCCACGGACGUCCAUAGGCACAUCAUGAGCCUCGGGCUUAUCACUGAAGGUAACACCAGUUUUUCCACUGCAGCAGACUGAAUGAGAAAUUUGCAGAAAUGGAACAUGACUGUUUUUAGGGGAUUUGUUAGUGUAUUCAACACUGGCUCAGAAUAUGAUUAAUCAACAUCUGGAGGAUGGAGGACAGUGGUAAUACCAAAGUAAUCAUGAUGCCACCUAUUGAUUGUGGCUGUCAGCUGACAUUUUCUCCAGUUUGUUUAUUUCGAAGUAUUAGCUAAGUGCAUGAGAAUUUAUCAAAAUAAUAAUGUGAAGCAAAUCAGCAGGUGUUGAAGAGGAACUUAUUUCUGAUUUUUCUGAUUCUUUGAAUUAUUUUCAGGAUAUUUGUGAUUUGGUAUUAUGGAGGAAACUGCAAGUGAUUUUUUUUUCUAAUUCAAACCUGUAGCACUGCCAGUUGAGACAUACCUUUUUAACAUAAAGACAAAUAAAUGGACUAAAGUGGGGGUUUUUCAAAGCAUA
This is a messenger RNA of Cynoglossus semilaevis (tongue sole), 1296 nucleotides long. RefSeq names its product IDNK gluconokinase. Lineage: Eukaryota; Metazoa; Chordata; Actinopteri; Pleuronectiformes; Cynoglossidae. The record is from RefSeq and is a predicted model, not a curated record. The coding region runs from base 271 to 861 and encodes 196 amino acids. Gene Ontology annotation, cellular component: cytoplasm. Gene Ontology annotation, molecular function: gluconokinase activity. The transcript is spliced from 4 exons.